Musa acuminata AAA Group (dessert banana) is the source of this 6409-nucleotide messenger RNA. Its product is annotated as protein NETWORKED 1A-like. Gene Ontology annotation, molecular function: actin binding. NCBI's taxonomy places the organism in Eukaryota, Viridiplantae, Streptophyta, Magnoliopsida, Zingiberales, Musaceae. Bases 620 to 4507 code for a protein of 1295 amino acids. The record is from RefSeq and is a predicted model, not a curated record. The transcript has 5 exons.
CCUUUGCCUCACCAUUACACCUCCUAUUUCCUAUUGGCCCAAACCAGACGAAACCCACAAAUGUCGGAUCUGACAAGAACCCAUGUGUGUGUAUGUCUCUGAUGUCGUGUUCUUUUUGGCCUUGUUUGUUCUACUGUUUUCUCCGUUCAUGUGUGCACCGUUCACUUCUUUCUGCCAGCGCUAGAAGUGCUUCUACAUGGUGUGAUGAAUAUACAUGCAUAUACAUAGAGAGAGAGGGAGAGAGAGAGAGAGAGGAGAAGAUGAGUUGAGGGUGACCGAGAAGAAAAGGUAGCUGGAGGGGAUUUCAUCAAUCACCAGCUGCUUCUCGGAGUCCACUCCAUGUCUGCUUGGUGGUAAUAGUUCCCUUGCUUAAGCAAAGAUGUUAGAGAUUAUCCUGGUAUCCACCUCUCCAUUUUGCUAGAUAGACUAAAGUACAUCGGAAUCAGAAUUAGAACCUCCAGAUUUCACUUCAGCUUUGGUGUCCCUGUGAAGUGGGCUUCGUUGGUUAUGUUCAGUUCUUGUUCUAGCUUGGAUUGGUUACCUACAUUUUUAUUGGUGUAACUAUCAAGCUUUUUCUUAUCUCAACUUCAGAGUUAAUCUCUUUUUCCUGCUUAGAUUGAUGGCAAACUUCUCACAUGUUGAACCAAUACACCUAUACUCAUGGUGGGGCAGUCAUAUCAGUCCAAAUAAUUCCAAAUGGAUUCAGGAGAACCUUAAAGGUAUGAACGACAAGGUCAAAGCAAUGAUCAAGCUCAUAGAAGAAGAUGGUGAUUCCUUUGCACGGAGAGCAGAGAUGUACUACAAGAAGCGCCCUGAGCUUAUGAAUUUGGUGGAGGAGCUCUAUUGGGGGUAUCGUGCUUUAGCAGAAAGAUAUGAACACUCGACUAGAGCACUCCGCCAUGCUCAUCAAACAAUGGCAGAGGCAUUCCCGAACCAAAUCCCGUCAUCGAUUCCAGAUGAGUCACCUUAUGGCUUAUCUGGCGAUGAGGUUAAGCCACACAGUCCUGAAAUGCUUUUACCAGUUCGUUCACUAAUUCAAUCUGAUCAAUUUGACUCGGAUGCAAAAGGAAGUCAUAGGUCACACUCUGAAGAGAGUGAUCAAUUUUCCAGCAAAAAAGGUUUGAAACAAUACAAUGAAAUGCUUGCGACUGGUAAGGGGGAAGCACAUGCAAAUUCAUCUGAAAGGAAGGUAAAAGGUGUAAAACCUUUGGAGGAAGAGAGUAAGAAUUUUGAGAAUAAAGGACAUAGGUCAGAUCAAGAGGCUAACGUGAAACGGGAUGCAAACAAGGUGAUAAAAAAUCUGCAGCUAGAUAUUUCUCAGUUAUCACCAGAUAUCCAUGUUCUGAAGGACCAAAUAAUGGAAGAAUCUAAGUGUGCUAAUAAUGCUGAAAAUGAAGUUCAAAGCUUGAAGGGAACCCUCUCUAAAUUAAACUCUGAGAAAGAUGCAGCUCUUCUUCAAUACCAGGUUUCUCUUGAAAGAAUAUCUAGUCUGGAACUUCUGCUUUCAAACACACAACAUGAUUUGCAAAAAAACAGUGAUGGCUUGGUAAAGGAAGCCAAGAAACUCAAACAUGCUGAAGAGCUUAAUCAAUCUCUACAAUUGGGUUUGGACACACUAGAGAAUAAAGCAAAAUUGCAAGAACAUGAAAUUAACCAGAAGCAGGAGGAGUUGGAGAAACUCCAAACUACCCUACAAGACAAGUACCAGCAAUUCUUGGAAGCUGAAAUGGCUCUUGUUUCUAGUGAAAAGAAGUACAUCAAAUCUCAGGAAGAGGCAAAGCUUUUAGGUCAGGAGUUUCAGAAAGGGAUUGAGAAAUUGAGAAACAUGGAACAAUGUAAUAUGGGUUUAGAGGAACAAAUAUGCAAGCUUAAGGACGAAAUUAACAGUUUAAAUGAACAAAAUCUUCAUUCUACAUUGAUGAUAAAUGGUCUUCAAGAUGAUAUACUUUUGUUGAAGGAAAAGAAAAAAGAACUUGGGGAUGAAAUUAGGCUUCUCUUAGGAGAAAAUAAAGUUAUUAGCCAAGAGCUUUAUUAUCUGAAAGAAGAAAAAAAUGAUUUCGAAUGGAGGUAUGAAGAUCUAAUGGAAAAAAUGCAGGCUGUCAUCAUAUUUUCAGAAUCCCUUAAGGCAGCCAUCAAGGAUUUGCAAAAUGGAAAUUGUGAACUGAAAGAAGUCUGCAAGAAAUAUGAGGCUGAGAGGGAGCUUCUUGUGGAGAAUCUGAAAGAUAUGGACAAAGUCUCUGAGAAAAAUAUUGUCUUAGAAAGGUUUCUCUCAGAUGCAAAUGUUGAGUUAGAAGCUUUAAGAGAGAAGGUUGUAGCACUAGAAAAAUCACAGGAGUCUCUAAAAGGUGAAAUUUCCAUAUAUGUUAAUGAGAGGACUUCAGUUGCCUCUCAGUUCAAGAUUCUUAGCGAGAAUCUGCAGGUGCUUUCAGCAAAAAAUACCUUUUUGGAGAACUCUCUAUCUGAUGCAAGCAGGGAAGUAGAGGGUUUGCGGUCAAAAGUGAAAAAACUUGAAGAAUUGUGUCAGUUUCUUGAUGAUCAGAACUCGGGUCUUCUUGCUGAGAAGUUUGCUCUUGUAUCUCAGGUGAAAAGUGUUACCACAAAUCUGGAAAAUGUGGAACAUAGAUUUGAAGAACUUAUGGACGAGUACCUGAGCUUCUCAAGAGAAAGAGAUCUGAUGAUCAAUCAAGUCAAGGAGCUUGGAGAUAUUUUGAAAAUAAAAAAACAACAGCAUGAUACUAUUACCCAAUCAUACAAGCAUCUCCUAGGCACUUCAGAGAACCAAAUCUCUCUCCUGCAAGAGGAAAACCAACACAAAGAGAAGGAACUUCAAGCUGAACAGCAUAAUCUUAUCAGGGAACUGAUGGAAAAUUUCAUCUUGGGAAAGUGUUUAUCUGAUUUGAAAGAAAGGAAUUUGGUUCUUUCUCUUGAAGGUCAGAAGUAUCUAAAGGCUUGUAGAAAUGCAGAGACACUCGUUUCAAAACUUGAGCAGGAAAAGCUCAUCUACAUGAGAAACAUAAUGUCAUUGACAAGGCAUAGUGAGAAAUUAAGCGACAGGAUCCAUCUUCUGUAUAAAGCACUUAACUUACACAAAGAAUUUAUUUCUGUGGAAGAAAUCCAGGAUGAAGUCUGCCUAGAUAUAAUUCUCAGUGAACUUGAAAGAUUACUGAAUUCUGCUUCAGAAGCAGAGAGUAAUUAUCAACAGUCGCAACUUGAGAGAUCAGUUCUUGUUACUUUAAUGAGGAAUACAGGAUUAGAUGUGAUCAAUCUUAGAUUGCAGACAUAUUCACUUGAAAGGGAGCUUGAAAUGAAAAAUGAGGAACUAUUUGUGUUGGAACAUGAGAAGCAUGAACUCCUAGAAAGGAAUGAACAAUUAAUGAGAUACAUGGAAGCAAGCAACCAAAGAGAAGAAGUACUGAAGACUGAGAUCAAGGUCCUGCACAUGCAGUUAGCUGAUAUGCAAGAGGAUAACCGGACAACACGAUGUGAACUCGUCAAGCUACUUGAAGAAAAGAUGAGUCUGUCACAAGAAUUUUACAACUUAAGGCAGCAAUACAAUAUUUUGGGAGAGGAGCAUAAUGAAGUUCUUGUGGAGGCCAUGCAGCUGGAUCAUCUUUAUUCAUUCUUCAAGAGUCUUCAUGCUGAGAGAAUCAUGGAGUUGAAGUCCCUUGGUUGUGAUCUGAAUUCUCUUCAUGUGAUUAAAAAUGAUCUUUCCAGUGAGAUUAGCAGACUAAAUGAGAAAAUGAAGGUGCAUGAAGUGGAAAAGAUGCACUUUUCAGACUCCAUUACCUAUCUGGAAGAAGAGCUGAGAAAUCACCUAUUGAUUUCAGAGUUUGAUCUGAACACUGUUACAAUAUUAUUUGAAGAAUUAGAUCUUCAAGUAGAAACAAAAAAAAAUGAAUUGAUAGAGAAAGAAAAACUACUAUCAGAAUCAAAUAAGAAGGUUAAGUCCACUCAAGAGAAGAACAUGGAAUUGAACAGACUCCUUGAGGCUCUUCAGCUAAAUAACAUUGAGACCAAACUAACUCAGAAAGAGAUUCAGAAAAAGGUUUCAAAUUUAUCUCAAGUUGUAACUGCUAACUAUGAGGAGAUUAGAUUUCUUGGUGAAGAAAAUAAGAUAAAGCAGAGGGACAUUGAUGAAAUGCAUAGAAGUGUUGAAGUUCUUGUAUCCAGGGAGGAGCAGCUGACCUCAGAGCUUCAGAAAAGAAAAAGUGAGAUUGUGCAAUGUGAAGGGGAAUUGACAGCAAAGUUGAACGAUAUCCAUUUUUUAACAGUUUAUGCAGCACUGCAGGAUGAGAAGGUUCAUGAGCAAAUAGUAGAAGGCGAGAUCAGUGCUAUGGUGCGAAAAGAGAUACUAGCUGCUGAACUCUCUUUAAGCAAGAAAUUAAUGGAAGAGCUCAAGAAUAAGCUUCAUGACCUGGAGGGAGAAAAUAGAGGACUGAAGGCUAACUUAGAUAUUUACUUGUUCAUGCUAAAAUCUCUAUGGGAUGGUGUUGCCUCCAUUGAAUAGCAAAUCAUGUCAAUUUCAAAGCUUCAACUAUUGAUCAAGCAUGCAAAAGAGGUACUCAUCUAACUGCAAAUGAAAAUGAUUUUUUAUCUCAUGUUUAAGCAACAGACACAUCCAUUAUAGGGUCAAUGUAUGCUUGCUUACCUUUGCAAGAUAACAUACUCUCUGUGGCUUAAAUCCUAUUCACCUAGAGCCAAAAGAAGCAAUCUUAUUGUGAUAUCAACACAUUAUACAAAGCAAUCUUAUUGUGAUAUCAACACAUUAUACAUAGCAAUCUUAUUGUGAUAUAAAAGCCCACGUUAUACUUAUCUUGUAUUUACAUUACACAAUCAUCUUUUUUUAAUCAAAAGCAAUUUUAGGGAAAUUUAUUAUGGAUACUACUCAAUUUCAAAACCCCUAGAAAGGGGUGCUGCUGUAGGACAGCCCAUUUAUUCUUGUCUGGACCCUGCUGCACCACAGGACACUAUUGGCGAUUUAGGUCAUUCAGGUGGUAAUAGACUCUGGGGCUCAAUAUUGUCAUGCAACUCAUAGUGAACAAGUACCCUUGGAGAGAUGAAAAAAAACUUAGAAUCAAAAACAAAAAUAUUCCUGAAAUAUAGGACUGAUAAUGCACUCUAAAUAGAUGCCAAAUGACAAUAAGCUGAUCUGCUGUUCAGUUUGUGGGUGAAGCCAGAUAAUUGUCUGCUCUUCAGGAGAUAGCUGCUGGCUUGUCUCCCAGAUGUGUGUUAUAUACAAAGAUAUGAACUUUUAGUUGCAGGAGACCAUAACCUAGACCCUGUGCAUUUUCUUUUUGCCCUCUUAAUAUAUUGUCCUGUCCUCUCAUAUAAAUAUUUUCGGUCUUAUUGUCAUGCAAUUUAUUACUGGUCUUGCUAACUGGAAUCACAAGUUUGGAUGUCCGACAUGCCAAGCAUAUAUUGUUUUUACAGGACAUGUCCUUGAUGUCUCACCAGUAUUGUGAUAGCAAUCAACCAAAUGAAAAACCUAUGGGCACAAAAGCAGCUGGAGUUCUGCUGAUGGAGAAGUUGAUCGAUAAAGUCAUAGUUCUUCAAAAGGUGAUCAUAGAUAUCACAAAUCUUCUAGAGCACGAAAGGCUCGACUCUGGUGCUAGUUCAGAGGCAGCAAGGAAAGAAGUUGAAAUAUUAAAGACAAAGGCACUUCCGGUGCUAAUCCAUGAUGCACAGAGCAUCGAUAAGUUAGAUCUACACGAAAGAUCUUUGGAAUCCAAACAGGAAUGGAACAAGAGAGUCCUCAGAAGACUUGAUUCUGAUGCACAAAGACUAUCAGACCUUAAAAGGAACAUAGGGGAGUUGAACAAGAGGAUGAGCUCUCAAAAGGAAAAGCUCCCCGCAAGUUAUGGGCACGAUAUUAUCAAAGAACAGUUGAAGGAGACCGAAGGAUCCAUGUUGGAGCUGAUCGAUGCCAAUUCCAGAUUGAAAAUGAUGGCCAAAGACUGCUCUUCUCAUGAUGAUAGAACAAUUGGACCUGAAGAUAAAUCCGACGCUGAAAGAAGGCAAAUUUCAGAACAGGUAAAGUUGCGAUCAGAGAAGGUUGGAAGGUUGGAGCUUAAACUGCAGAAGAUCCAACAUGUCUUGAUGAGAAUUGAGGAAGAAGUGCAUGAGAACAGGCAAGGUAAAACUGCAAGAAGAAAUAGAGUAGCUUUGAGGGACUAUCUCUAUGGGAGGAGAGACAACUACAUGCAUAGAAAUGUAAGUCUCUUGUGUGGCUGUAUUAGGAUUUCUGGUAGUUAAUCUUAAUAACAACAAUAAUAAUAAUAGUGAGCAUACAAAACUUGAAAUAUGCUUUCUUUUAUAAAAUCUCAUACAAAUUGUGUGGAAUUUAUACUCACUACAUCAGUGAGCUAUAUAAAGAUCUCAAUUUGUCUUCUUUUUCUCUUCCUGUUAGUAU